This is a messenger RNA of Metarhizium album ARSEF 1941, 777 nucleotides long. Its product is annotated as transmembrane BAX inhibitor motif-containing protein. The record is from RefSeq and is a predicted model, not a curated record. The transcript has 4 exons. NCBI's taxonomy places the organism in Eukaryota, Fungi, Ascomycota, Sordariomycetes, Hypocreales, Clavicipitaceae. The coding region runs from base 1 to 777 and encodes 258 amino acids. Gene Ontology annotation, cellular component: membrane.
AUGGCCACCAACCCCAAGUACCAGCCUGCGCCGCAGCACGACCCUGAUGACUACACGCAUCCGCCGCCCCCCUACGCAGAGGCCUCAUCGCGCGACGAAAGCCAAGGCCUCUUCGGCCCCCCUCGCAGCAGCGAAGACAAUGUGCCCGAUGACUUCAAAUUCGGAGGCUCCGUGGCCGAGGCGACCGUCGACAUCCGGAACCAGUUCGUCCGCAAAGUAUACACCAUCCUGACGGUGCAACUCGCCGCCACCGCAGCUUCCCACCCCGGCCUCGUCUGGGCAUCUCUCAUCGGUGCCAUGGUCUUCAUGGGCCUCACCUACUGGAAGCGCAAGUCCUACCCCACAAACCUGCUCUUCCUCUUUCUCUUCACCCUGGCCGAAGCGUACUCCAUCUCCGUCAUCGUCUCCUUCUACAAGACGUCCAUUGUCCUCAACGCCGUCAUCUUAACGGCCGGUAUUUUCGUCUUCCUCACGCUCUUUGCAUGCCAGACCAAGUACGACUUCACCUCAUGGAUGCCAUAUCUCUUCGGCGCUCUCUGGGCGCUGGUGCUCUUUGGCUUCAUGGCCAUGUUCUUCCCCUACAACUCUACCGCUGAACUCGUGUAUGGAGGCGUCGCUGCCCUUAUUUUCAGCGCCUAUAUCCUUAUUGAUACCCAGCUUGUCAUGCGCCAUCAUCAUGUCGAUGAGGAGAUUGCUGCCGCCAUUAGCUUGUACUUGGACAUCAUCAACCUGUUCCUGGCUAUUUUGCGCAUCCUGAAUAGCCAGUCUGACAACUAG